This is a messenger RNA of Cynara cardunculus var. scolymus (artichoke), 672 nucleotides long. RefSeq lists its product as uncharacterized. The record is from RefSeq and is a predicted model, not a curated record. The transcript has 3 exons. The coding region runs from base 1 to 672 and encodes 223 amino acids. Lineage: Eukaryota; Viridiplantae; Streptophyta; Magnoliopsida; Asterales; Asteraceae.
AUGGACGGAAUUCUAAUGCGUAGGAGGAUACUUGGCUCACUUGUGGUCAUCUUUCUUCUUUCAUCUCCUACAGAUUCAUUCAUUCUUGUGGAUUUUCGAUUGACACUUCGGAAUGAUGAGCUUACUACUUCUCCUUUGCCGUCUUUGAAUGACUCCGUUCGUGAUAGAGUUUUAUGGGUGGAUAAUAACAACUCUGGUAUGGAUUUCACGGUUAGUACUGCUUGGUCUUCUCUGGAAGGGAACCAUCUGGUUGUACCUUGGUGUCUUCCUACCCAAGACCGUAUGCUUUGGAAAGAUGAACCUCCAGACUUGGAAUGCUCACUCUGUAGCACUUGCAUGGAUAGCCAUUCCCAUCUAUUCUUCCAGUCUUCUUUUUCAAGAGAGGUUUCGGAUAGCAUCUUACAUGUUGUGGAUUGGAUGAAUAUGCCAGACUCGUGGGACCAAAUCAUGGAAGUUAUUUCAGACACGAGGCGAUCGCCAAAACGUUUAAUGCAGAAGCUAGCUUUUGUGGCUUCAAUUUACUACAUUUGGCAAGAGCGAAAUAGAAGACUCUUUAUUGAGAAUCGUCGCACAGCUGUGCAACUUAUAAAGGAAAUAUGGAGCAAAAUUUCCAUUCGUGUGGCUUGGAAGGAGAGUCGAGUUGAGUGGAGUGGUGUUUUAAAUGAAGGGUGA